AGUAAUUAAUGUUUGGUUCAGAAGCCCGUUAUCGGUUUCUUUUGUUCAUUCUUUUCGUUUUCAAAACGGAGGGAGGGGGGGAAGGGGAAGGGGAAAGUGCAGAUGAAUCUCCUUUCCUCUGCUGUCACCGUUACUCAUCCACAGUUUCCUGUUCUUUCCAAAGGCCUUCCUCUUCUGUCCACGUCGCUCUAUCCUUCUUUCUAUCCAGCAGAUCCCACCGUCAAUGGACAGCAGCAGCGCGGAGGGAGAAAUCGUUGUCUGAAAUCCAUUCUCGUGGCUGACCCAAAGUCCUGCUACCCACCUUCUUCUUUUGCCUCUCCGAGUUCACCGCUCGCCGGCAGGAGAGCUGUCACCGGCGCUGGAAUUUAUGCAGCGAGGAAAUGGAGGCCUUUUCGCCGAAGGAAAACUCAACACGGGGCGCAAAAGUUCCUCCACCUCCUGGUCUAUCUGCAUAGAUCCUGGCCCUUGCUGCUUCUGCAAGAGGGUCUCCAAGCUGGGGUUUCUUCGGUUUUGCUUGGAUCAGAGGACGAACGGCUCAGGAGGUUGCUGCUAGGUCUCAUAACCGCGGGCAGUGGCGGUCGACGGCGGAAAAGACGCGGAUUCAGAAUAUAUCUAGCGCUGGCUUCGUUGGUCGCCCUGGUUGCCUCUGUUUUCGUUCUUCUUUUGCUUAGCCAAGGGAAUGCUGCUAAUCUCAGUUCGGUGUUGCCGCCAAUUGUGAUGAGAAGGUUGAGGGAAGUUGCCUCAAUGUUCUCGUUUGCUUUCCGAAGACGAGGGGCUUGGUGAAUGGUGACAGAAAUUGUUCAUCAUGGAAAUAAUUGCUGCGUUACGUAGAUUGUUCAUGGUAGCUUGCUGUUUUCUUCUAGACUUUCACAUUGAAUCAUCUUCUGAUCCUUCAUUUUUUCAAAUGUAUGUAUUCUUCGACAAUCCAUUUUUCAUCUUUCGGGCUAAAAGUGGGCAGGCCCUGAUUCUGCAGCAGCAUGUAUCGGAAAGCAUGGAAAGGAUGAUCUUUAUUAAAAUCGGCUGCAAAUAGACCCUGAUUCUACCGCAGAUAUCAAGAAAGUGCUUCCCAUUAAUGGCUUGGCCUCAAUUCUGCAAGAGGGUGUCCAAGCUCGGCCUUGCUUGGAUCAGAAGAUCCGUUGAUGAGGUUGCUACUUGGUCUCAUAGCCGCUGCUAGUGGUUGUAGACGGCAGAGAAGACGCGGAUUCGGAGGCUUUCCAGCGUCUUGGUUGCUCCGGUUGCCCCUGUUCUUCUCUUCUUUCCGUUAGCCAAGGGACUGCUGCUAAUUUCAGUUCGGUUAUGCCGCCAAUUGUGAUGAGAAGGUCGAGGAAGUUGCCUCAAUAUUCUCGUAGUUCUUCAUCAUGGAAGUAAUUGCUGUGAUCCGUAGACUGUCCAGUGUAGGUUGCUGUCUUCUUCUUAGACUCAUAUUGCAUAAUUGCAUUUCUUUAUGAUCUUUCAUUUUUUAAAAACUAUAUGUAUUCUUCUAGACUCUACGCUUUGUAUUUUGGGCUCAACAUGGCGAGAAGCUCUCUUGUAUUUGGAAUCUCCAUGUUUUUAGAUAUCUUUGACGGCAAUUGAUCUUUGAAUUGGGUCCUGUUUUAUAUAGUUGAAUUCUAGCAAUUCAAAGGUUGAUCUUUGUUAAAAUCAGCCGUAAAUGGAUCGUAAUUCUGCUGCA
This is a messenger RNA of Nymphaea colorata (pocket water lily), 1672 nucleotides long. RefSeq lists its product as uncharacterized. Bases 103 to 783 code for a protein of 226 amino acids. NCBI's taxonomy places the organism in Eukaryota, Viridiplantae, Streptophyta, Magnoliopsida, Nymphaeales, Nymphaeaceae. The record is from RefSeq and is a predicted model, not a curated record. The transcript has 2 exons.